CGUGACUGAUGACGUCAUCGGACCAGCCAUUGUACUUGUUGUCGUCUGUCACAGUUUUCAUCUUCCAUGGUCUCUCUCUCUCUGGCUGUCCUUCCUCCUCUACUCUAAUGUAGUGUAGUAAACUCUAUAUUGCUUCCAACACUACUAACAUUUCUCCAGACCGUCGCUGCCACCAGACAAGCAACCAACAAGCCCAAACAACCUGUUUAUUUCCUUGCUCUUCUCUGUCACUUACGCAACAUUACUCUUAUGAUGGCCAUUCGGAUUAUCACCACUUAACUCCUUCCACCGAUGUUUUGCUUUCAUCCAUUCAUGGUUUGCGUGUUCUGAAUACAAACACGUCCUUCUCUAAGCCCACUCAGUCAUUAUACAACCCCAACAGUCAAAACAUCUCAGCAAAACACACACACACACACACAUAUAUAUAUAUAUAUAAAAUACCAACACAGACACACACCAGGUUAAAGAUACCAACAACCAGCAACACUCAGUCACGCACACAACUUGCCCAAUAUUUCACCAUUACAUACACACACUCACAAUAUACCAAUAAUAUAAUAUAUAUAUACGUAUUUCUGAGCUGUCUAGUUCUCCUAUUGAGGAGGCACCAUGGCCAACAGUGGCCUUGUUGGAGGACAUGCAAGUGCGUCUCAUAACUAUUCUUUCAAGAUUGUUUUGUUAGGCGAGGGUUGUGUAGGCAAAACCUCUUUGAUUCUUCGUUACGUUGAGAACAAAUUUAACGACAAACACUUCUCGACAUUACAGGCCUCUUGUCUAAAUAAAAAAAUCAACAUUGGUGGCAAACGAGUGAAUUUAUCUCUUUGGGACACUGCUGGUCAAGAGAGAUUCCAUGCUCUAGGACCCAUAUAUUACAGAGACAGCAAUGGCGCUAUAUUGGUAUACGAUAUCACUGACAUAGACUCGUUCCAAAAGGUUAAGAACUGGGUGAAAGAACUUCGCAAAAUGCUAGGGAAUGACAUCUGUUUGUGUAUUGCCGGUAAUAAAAUAGACUUAGACAAAGAACGGCAUGUGUCCGUAUCCGAUGCAGAAAGUUAUGCAGAGUCUGUGGGUGCCAAACAUUUCCAUACUUCUGCCAAGCUGAACAAAGGGACUGAAGACCUCUUUUUAGACCUCAGCAAAUGUAUGAUUGAAAAAGCUGACAGUAAUUGUCAAAACAAAAGAGGAACAAACAACAGGAAGACUGUAAUGGUUGUCGAAGAUGAGCCGGCAGAGCGGAAGUCUAGUGGCUGCUGUUAAAUAAAAGAACAAAAAAAAAAAAUGGAAAAAGAAAGAAAAAGUGUAUAUCUGGAGGUGUGUCCUGAGUUAUGUUGCUGCUACUGCUGUUGUCGUUCUUUCAGGACGGAUGAAGAAAUAAAAAAAAAAAGGAAAGAAAAAUGGAAAGUCUUGCAAAGAGGAAGAAACACAGGAAAAAAUAAAAUAAAAUAUAUAAAUUAAUUAAUUAAAAAAAAAAAAAAGACACUUUUCUCCCAGAUUAAAUAACAAUAAUUAUACUAAUUAAUUAAUCUUGUUGAUAGUGAUGGUCUUUGAGACCAAGAAGACCUUCCGAACAUGACCUUUUCAUGGACUGUGUGAUUUCUUCUUGGUUAUAUGGCAUUAAAAGCUGCGGAACUUCUCUGUGGAAAAUUCCCCCCACCCCCCACACUUAAUGAUGUCGGUAGCUCAGCAUCAAUGUUGUUGUUGUUGCUGGAUCACCAUGGAAACGCCAUUCAUUAUAUGCAAAUUAAUAAUCCCUUUCUGAAGCCCGUUUAUUAUUAUUAUUAUUAAUAAUUCCUCCCAAUUUAAACACUAACACACAUACAUAAUGACACAUAUAUACACACACAUGCAUUAAUACACACACGCACACACCUCUGAACAUGUCCAACAACAACAACAGAGUUGAAAUCAGAAUGCAGCAUCAUCAUCAUCAACAACAAUAACACCACAUCAAUCCAAACUUGUUAAAGCAGUUUGGAGAUUUGCUAAAAUUUAAUUAGGAGUGUGUACUCCUUCAAUCAGUGUUUAUGUGAUAUGAAUAAUAAAAAAAUAUUUUCUAUUUA
Molecule: messenger RNA, 2060 nt
Organism: Octopus bimaculoides (California two-spot octopus)
Lineage: Eukaryota; Metazoa; Mollusca; Cephalopoda; Octopoda; Octopodidae
Product: ras-related protein Rab-21
Biological process (GO): Rab protein signal transduction
Molecular function (GO): GTP binding; GTPase activity
Source: RefSeq, a predicted model, not a curated record